CACAGCUGCGCUACCAUCCGCUUCGCUAUUUACCCGAACUUUGAGAAUUACACUCCGUGAAGUGGUACUAAACACUAUUGAGUAGCCAAUCAUCACAGGCUUUCUAACAAAUCAGUACAAGUCUUCAGGAGUGAAGGAGCAUUCGAUCAUACAUCGACUCACUCUGGAUGGCUUUACCUCCUUUGUAGCGGAGACCAUCUUUUCGCAUGCUAAGUGAAAACGGUUUGAGAAAUUGACAAGUUGUCAAUUUCUGGAGUUAGGGACGAGCUUUUUUCUUUCCCCCUCUCAUUUUUCCAUCUUCUCCUUUUCUCGCUACUUUGACUGCUGAAAAACUGCUGCUACGUAAUGUCAAGAAUAGGAUUACCUCCGAAGAUACUGCUGUUACAGCGUCUUAUUUCGACUUUUCUGUGUUGCACACUUGCACACACAGACGAACAUGCAGAUAGAACGGCGAAAUCGGAUGGGUAUUGCAGCAGAAUAGUAAGGGCUCAGGGCACAAGAAAGGAUGGUUACAACGAAUUUAGACUUAGAGUAGAGGGUGAUCCGGAAUAUUAUCAACCUGGCAGCACCUACAGAGUGACUUUGUACACAUCCAGCCCCUCUUAUUUUAGAGGCUUCACACUCAUCGCCUUGAAGGAGGGAAAGGACGGUGACAAGGACAAAGAUUAUGCUGGCAAUUUCCAGAUCAUAGAUGAGGAGGACACACAGUUUAUGACCAGCUGCCCACCUGCAGUGACUGAAAGCACCCCAAGGAGAAGGACCAGGAUACAAGUGUUUUGGACGGCACCCCCUAGUGGCUGUGUCAUUCUCAAGGCAAGUAUUAUACAGAAGAGAACCAUUUAUUUCCAGGAUGAAGGCUCCCUCACUGUGAGAAUGUGUGAGAAAGAGUCACUUCCUGGAGAGGCGAUGGAGAAGCCCCUGCUGGAGUGCUGUGCCUGUGGGACGGCCAAGUACAGGCUCAUGUUCUAUGGAAACUGGUCGGAGAAAGUGCACCCUAAAGACUACCCCCGACGUGCCAAUCAUUGGUCUGCCUUGAUUGGAGCAUCCCACUCAAGGAACUACGUGCUGUGGGAGUACGGGGGCUACGCCAGCGAGGGGGUCAAACAGGUUGCUGAACUGGGGUCCCCGGUCAAGAUGGAGGAGGAGAUUCGGCAGAAGGGCGAUGACGUUCUGACAGUCAUCAAAGCGAAGGCUCAGUGGCCAGCAUGGCAACCCCUCAAUGUACGGGCAGCCCCUUCAGCAGAGUUCUCGGUGGACCGCACACGCCACCUUAUGUCCUUCCUCACCAUGCUGGGCCCAAGCCCUGACUGGAACGUGGGCCUAUCCGCAGAGGACCUUUGCACCAAGGAGUGUGGCUGGGUCCAGAAGGUGGUGCAGGACCUGAUCCCCUGGGAUGCUGGCACAGACAGCGGAGUCACCUAUGAGUCCCCCAAUAGGCCCACAGUCCCUCAGGAGAAGAUCCGGCCCCUCACUAGCCUGGAUCACCCCCAAAGCCCUUUCUACGACCCUGAGGGAGGUCCCAUCACUCCUGUGGCCAGGGUGGUGGUGGAGAGGAUCGCCAGAAAGGGUGAGCAGUGCAAUAUUGUCCCGGAUAACGUGGAUGAUAUUGUAGCAGAUAUUGCCCAGGAGGAAAAGGAAGAAGAUGAUACCCCAGAGACCUGUAUUUACUCCAACUGGUCCCCCUGGUCGGUGUGCAGCUCAGCCACCUGCGAAAAGGGCAAACGUAUGAGGCAGAGGAUGCUGAAGGCCCAGCUGGACCGCACUGUGCCCUGUCCACACACCCAGGACUUCCAGCCCUGCAUGGGGCCAGGCUGUAGCGAGGAGGAUUCCUCCACCUGCAUGAUGUCAGAGUGGAUCACCUGGUCCCCCUGCAGCGUGUCGUGCGGGAUGGGUAUGAGGUCCCGCGAGCGGUACGUCAAGCAGUUCCCUGAGGACGGCUCCAUCUGCUCCCUGCCCACCGAGGAGACAGAGAAGUGUGUCAUCAACAAUGACUGCUCCCCCAGCAGCUGCCUGGUGACAGAGUGGGGUGAGUGGGAUGCAUGCAGCGUCACCUGCGGACUGGGCAUGAGAAGGCGAGAGCGCAUGGUGAAGAUGCCCCCCUUGGAUGGUUCCCUCUGUAGCGCAGACGUAGCGGAGGUGGAGAAGUGCAUGAUGCCAGAGUGCUACACCAUCCCCUGCAUGCUAUCUCCCUGGUCUGACUGGAGCGACUGCAGUGUGACGUGUGGGAUGGGGAUGCGGAUGCGCCAGCGCAUGCUGAAGUCACCAGCAGAACUGGGGGAGUGUGUUGAGGAGCUGGAGCAAGUGGAGAAGUGCAUGCUGCCCGAGUGUUCCAUUGACUGUGUGGUGUCAGAGUGGUCUGAGUGGUCUGAGUGCAACAAGUCCUGCGGUAAGGGUCACGUGAUCCGGACACGGAUGAUCAAGCUGGAGCCACAGUUUGGCAGUGCCCCCUGCCCAGUGACGGUGCAGAGGAAGAAGUGCAAGAUCCAAAAGUGCUCACGGGGGCAGAAGGAGGCACGCGAGAAAUGGAGGAGUUCGCUGAGCCAGGACGAAACCGCCAAGGAGCACCAAGGGUGCAAGAUGCGGCCAUGGUCGGGAUGGAUGGACUGCACCAAGCUGUGCGGCGGCGGGAUCCAGGAGCGCCAUAUGGUAGCCAAGAAGGGGUCCAAGGGCCUGCAACCCCUCAGCUGCAAGGACAGGAAGGAGAUCCGUGCCUGCAACGUGUACCCCUGCUAGUGCCAUGGGGCAGGGAGGGGCUUGGAGGGGAUUUUGGUGGGGAGGAAGGUA
This is a messenger RNA of Megalops cyprinoides (Indo-Pacific tarpon), 2784 nucleotides long. RefSeq names its product spondin-1-like. The transcript has 16 exons. Gene Ontology annotation, biological process: cell adhesion. The record is from RefSeq and is a predicted model, not a curated record. Lineage: Eukaryota; Metazoa; Chordata; Actinopteri; Elopiformes; Megalopidae. Gene Ontology annotation, cellular component: extracellular matrix. Bases 346 to 2733 code for a protein of 795 amino acids.